This is a messenger RNA of Zingiber officinale, 1494 nucleotides long. RefSeq lists its product as uncharacterized. Gene Ontology annotation, biological process: post-translational protein targeting to membrane, translocation. Lineage: Eukaryota; Viridiplantae; Streptophyta; Magnoliopsida; Zingiberales; Zingiberaceae. The record is from RefSeq and is a predicted model, not a curated record. The transcript has 5 exons. The coding region runs from base 254 to 1219 and encodes 321 amino acids. Gene Ontology annotation, cellular component: endoplasmic reticulum; endoplasmic reticulum membrane.
AUUGACGGGUGACGGACCACGAUCCAUUCCUGGUUCUGGGCCGCCGAUCGGUUUUUUCUUUCUCUUGCCAAGGCAAAAGUACCAGUCUCGCCUCUUCGCUGCUUAAUCUUGCGCGCCGGAGUCGUGCGAGAGCUGAGGGCACUGGAUCCGCUUGAUUCUUCCUAGAAAGCGGAACCUUUUCAGAUUCCUCGGUCUGCAGCUGGAUCUUGCUCGGAUCAGCGCCGAACGCGAGGCUCCAAUCUGAGAGAUCGAGAUGACGAAAUCUGCGACGGAGAAGAGGAGGGUUCGGCGAGUAUCGCAGAACGGGGGGAAAGAAGCGUCCGACGCGCCGCCCAAGAAAAAUACUUCAGGCAAAGAUGUUUUUCAGCUAUUUGCUGAAAAAGUUAGAGACAACAAGAAGCUGGAAUCAAGAUGGGCCAUCAUGCAAGAAACACGAGUCGAAUACUUUAGAGGGAAAGACUUCACAGUCUUUUUGCGAAAUUAUCCAGAGGUCAAAGAAAUGCUCAGCUCAAAUAAGGAUUUAGAAGUGGAAGAGAUCAUAAAUACACUACUAAUGAAGAACCUUUUGGUGAGAUGUGAUCGUGUGGUAAAAACUGUUAGGCCUGGGAAGAAGAAGUUGUCCUCAUGGCCUGCUCAUCUUGAGAUUCAUUCUGAGCAACUAUUCUCUGAAAAUGAUGGGUUUUUUGCAUGGACUUUCAUGAAAAGACGGACUCUAUGGCAAACAAUUCUUUCAUUCCUGUGGCCUUUGGUUGCACUUGCUGUUUGCCUCUUCCCUGUAUACCCUUACCAAUGCAAGAUAGUUGUUUUAUAUGCCUGUGCUGGAGCUUUGUUGUUCUUGGUCACGCUCUUACUAUUGAGAGGAGCAAUAUUUGGCAUUUUAUAUAUUAUUUUGGGAAAGCGCAUCUGGUUUUUCCCCAAUAUCAAUGCUGAGGAAACUACAUUUAGAGAGCUGAUUCGGUUUUGGCCAGAGAAAGAUGAAGAAGAACAACCAAAGUGGACAGUAAGGAUUACAUAUGCCAUUGGAGCUGUGCUGUUCAUAUUGUUGCUUCGGUACCAUGCUCCUGAUGAGGCUGCCAGAGCUAGAUACCAGAAGAAGGUGUACAAUAUUAUCGACGAUGUCCUCGAGUGGUCUCCAAAACUAGCAUUAUCCGGGAUGAUGGAGAAGCAACACCCAGUGGUGAAUGAAACAGAGGCAAAUUUUACAAAAGAAGAAAAUUAAUCAGCCGAUACUUAAGAUUGAAUCCAUGUUGACAGUGAUGCUCAUGAGGCUGAUGGAGUAGACUAAGAUUCUGCUCAAGUUUUACCAUAUCAUUUUUUUUGUCUGCUUUCUUUCCUCUAACUCUAGAAUCUUGGCCGGAUAAUUGUUGUUAGCGUGUGUUUUUGAGACUAGUAUAAUACUAGAUCUGCUUAUGCAGGAUAUGGGAGGUAGUCCAUGACCAUGUUUAGGUUGGAAUCAUGAAGUAAAAUUAAUACUCGAGACUGGUUCCAGUUGAA